GUGAAAUUAGGAAGAAGACUUGCGGCCGCGGAGGCGGGAGCCCUGAGUGACGCCGAGGACCCCGAUUCCACACCAGAUGUUGCCCUCCACAUCCUCCAAAAUGUCCAUGGAAAAGAUGUGGGAGGAGGUCACCUGCUGUAUCUGUCUGGACCCCAUGGUGGAGCCCAUGAGUAUCGAAUGUGGCCAUAGCUUUUGCAAGGAAUGCAUUUCUGAGGUUGGGAAAAGUGGGGGCAGUUCGUGUCCCGAGUGCCGGCAACAAUUCCUGCUCAGAAACCUCAGGCCCAAUCGGCAUAUAGCCAACAUGGUAGAAAAUCUUAAACGUAUAACCCAGAAUUCCAAGAAGGGCCCCCAGGAAAGCCUCUGCAGGAAGCAUGGAGAGACACUGCACCUAUUCUGUGAGGAAGACGGGCAGGCCCUUUGCUGGGUGUGUGCCCAGUCUGGGAAACACCGUGACCACACCAAGGUCCCUAUUGAAGAGGCUGCUAAGAUAUACCAGGAGAAGAUCCGAGUGGCUUUAGAAAAACUGAGAAAAGGAAAAGAGUUGGCUGAGAAGUUGGAAAUGGAUCUUGCAACGCAAAGAGCAGACUGGAAGAGCAACGUGGACACACAGAAGUCGAGGAUCCACUCGGAGUUUCUACACCAGAGUAGCUUGCUGGCUCAGGAGGAGCAGAGACAGCUGCAGAGGCUGGAGACGGACGAGAGGGAGCACCUGAGACUCCUGGGGAAGAAGGAGGCUGAGCUGGCCGAGAAGAACCAGGCCCUGCAGGAGCUGAUUGCAGAGCUGGAGAGGAGAAGCCGGGGCUCUGAGCUGGAGCUGCUGAAGGAGGUGAGGAUCGUCCUGGAAAGGAGUGGAUCCUGGAACCUGGAUACGUUAGAAGUUGCCUCCCCAGACCUCACAAGUGCAUGCCAUGUACCAGGGCGGAAGAAGAUGCUGAGGACAUGUUGGGUUCAUAUUACUCUGGAUCGCAACACAGCCAACCCGUGGCUCGUCAUCUCAAAGGAUCGGAGACAAGUGAGGCUUGCAGACACCCAUCAGAAUGUGCCCGAGAACAAAGAGAGGUUUGAUAAUUACCCCAUGGUGCUAGGUGCCCAGAGAUUCUCCUCUGGGAAGAUUUACUGGGAGGUAGAUGUGACCAGAAAGGAGGCCUGGGAUCUGGGGGUUUGCAGAGAUUCUGUACAGAGGAAGGGGCAGUUUUCCCUCAGUCCUGAGGAUGGCUUCUGGACCAUUUGGCUGUGGAAAAAAGACAAGUAUGAGGCUGGGACCAGCCCCCAGACCACCCUCUACGUACAGGUCCCUCCAUGCCAAAUCGGGAUCUUUGUGGACUAUGAAGCUGGUAUUGUCUCCUUCUAUAACAUAACAGACCAUGGCUCCCUCAUCUACACCUUCACGGAGUGUGAUUUUACUGGACCUCUGCGGCCCUUCUUCAGUGUUGGUUUCAAUGAUGAUGGAAGGAAUGUGGCACCUCUAAAGCUCUGUCCACUAAAGAUGUGAUGAUCAGGAGCCAGUACUCCUGACAAUACUGUCUGGACACUGUUACCCCCUCGUCCUGAUCAAAACCCAGUGACUACUGAAGACCAUUUGUGGAUGCUGUUACCCUCUUCCUGUUGGCGUACUUCAGCCAUGAACUCUGCUUUUUUGUCCAUCUAACUACCCAAAACCAUCAUCUCUGUAGAGGAGUCGGGGUCCCAGAAUGAAGGAACAGCUGGAGAUAACUAAAAGUCAUUGUCAGCUGACCUUCAACACCAGUGUACCUGACAUAGAUUCCUUAAUGGUUCCAUCCAGUGAAACGCCUCACUUCAGACCCAAACUCAUCCAGUUCAGCCAAAACCAUAUUUCUGCCUCCUUUGUGUGACUUAUUUUGUUUUCUCUUUUCUUGGCCAUUACCUUUGGCCAGAUACCCACCUAUUCCUCUAUCUUCUGUGGCUUGCAGAAGGGCUUCCUAAAAAUUGUGCCUCAGUCUGUCCUAUUCAGUCCUUGUUGAUAAAGGUCAAAAUGUCUCUUUCACAUUGUACAUCUUUUAGAUUGUUUUGUUGUUGUUACUGGAGUGUUUUUUUUUUUGGGGGGGGUGUAUCCUUUGCUUGUUUGUUUUCCCUCUCUGGCAUGUUCUUUGCAUUUCUUCAUGUAUAGACCCAGGUCAAGAAUAUCUUACAGUCUGACAAACCAAAGCUAGGACAAAGUAGGAAAAGUGUUCAGAUGAGAGCUGAAUGUAACAGUGACAGUAUACUUGAUGUCCCCAGUAAUAGCCAAAAUUUAGGUGCCAUACUGGCCUGGCCAGCGAGUCCCUGCAGUUGACUCUCACAUGAAGGAGACAGCUAUGGCCAUAGGCUCCCUGCUGUCAGUUUAUGGAUAUGCUGUUCCCUGACCCUGUCGCCUUGAAGAAAGUGAAAUUAGUAGCUGAACUAGUACACAAACAUAUUGAGAGCUUUGAAAAUACCAUCAGCAGAGUGCAGAGGAAGGAUGGAUAACUGUGCGGUGAAGAAAACUCGGGAUGGCUUCGCAUUCAGUCAGCAGCUCCAGAAGUUUUUACGUACACUGAAUGGAAACAAAUAUGGCCCAAAGCUGCCAGAGUCGAGAAACUAUAACUGCUCCCUUUGUUGUUCCAACUCAAACCAAAGAAACCUCUCAGCUCCAGCAAUGCAAUCUCACAGAGACCCUCUUCAACACAGACCACUGCAACUCUAAAGGUUAACCUAGGGGUGGUGGGAAGGAAUCCUGGUGUGGGCAGCUAGAGAGGAAAGUGCUCAAAUGCUGUAGCAGGUAAAGGCACUGAAGCUUACUGCCAAGGACGUAAAAGGAAACAUGUCUACCUCAGAAAGCUGAGAAAAGCGCUGAACUGAUUGGCUAAAAGAGUGAGCAGAGGACUGUGGGGAUUCUCUGUAUCUCAAAGGCUUUGCGGUACCCAGUGAAGAGGCCCGUGGAUAGAACAAAAAGAGUUUCAACAGCUGGACCAGAAGAAAACACCAGGAUUUUUUUCAUUCCAAAUCAUGGUUAACUGUGAUGUUCCCAUUUAUUGACCAUUCUUAAGAGAUUCACUCGUGGUUUUGUCUGUCUCAUAAGUAGACUUUGUGGAGGCUACCCUCCUUUCUCAGUAACCUCGAGGUCAAGUUUGCCUUUGUAGCAGAGCAGUGUCUUCUCUGUCCAGGGGAACAAAGGCUGACUAUGGGAUUCACCAUGUGAGUACAAAAAAUUGUUUUGUUGUUGUUUGCUUGUUUGUUUGUUUUGUGAAAUGAACACAGGUGGUGACACCAGUAGUGAAAUGUAAGCACUGAAUUGAACUUGGAGCUAGUGUGAAGUUUGGCAAAGAACAUCUUGAUAAAUAAAUGAUUUAAGAUAUUUAAAAUAUGCUUCUGUGUUUCAA
This is a messenger RNA of Psammomys obesus (fat sand rat), 3359 nucleotides long. It is a transcript of the gene Trim21, whose product is annotated as tripartite motif containing 21. Lineage: Eukaryota; Metazoa; Chordata; Mammalia; Rodentia; Muridae. The record is from RefSeq and is a predicted model, not a curated record. Bases 77 to 1492 code for a protein of 471 amino acids. The transcript is spliced from 7 exons. Gene Ontology annotation, molecular function: zinc ion binding; protein binding.